UACUCGUUAAUUACUUUAUUUUUUUAAAGUUAAGCUGCCAUUAAACUAACUACUGUCUUCCAAGGGUUACUACGGGUUGGGAUAAAUUUACAUCUUUUAUUUUCAAAAUGCCACGAGUUUGGAUUUUUACAGUGUUUAUCAUAGGCUUAUUGAGCGACGUCAGUGAAGCUAGUUGCUCGGACCGUGGACGGUUUCCGAACGAGAACCUGCCCAACUGCCAAGGAUACACCAUGUGUCUUCAAGGCGCUCCAGGUGUUUACACACAAAUAGACCUCAGCUGUCCAGAUAACUUUGUUUACAGCCACGUAGACCACCAGUGUACGAACGUGACCAGCUACCAGUGCUAUCCGGAGUACAAUUGCAUUAGCGUAGGAAACUUUGAAGGAAGCAGAGACAAAAAUUGCACCAUGUAUGUUGCUUGCGUUCAAGGGCUAAACCAACUCGCUACCGCCAGACUAAUGCAGUGCCCAGAAAAUACGCUCUAUAGUCCUGUAGAAGGUGCUUGUGUCAACAGCACGAUGUUUACCUGUGACAACGAUGGAAAACCGAGCGUUCAUGAUGCUAUGCCGAGCCAGGAGACUAGUAAUACCUCUACAAAUAACGCAGUUAAUCUGUGCUAUAAGUAUGCUAUACUUGUUUAUUUAAUGGUUGUUCUAGCUCUAUGAAUAAAUUGUAUUUGAGUCUUGUUAUAAUAA
This is a messenger RNA of Cydia fagiglandana, 695 nucleotides long. RefSeq lists its product as uncharacterized. Gene Ontology annotation, cellular component: extracellular region. The transcript is spliced from 2 exons. Lineage: Eukaryota; Metazoa; Arthropoda; Insecta; Lepidoptera; Tortricidae. Gene Ontology annotation, molecular function: chitin binding. The coding region runs from base 108 to 665 and encodes 185 amino acids. The record is from RefSeq and is a predicted model, not a curated record.